UUUAAACUAGAGACGAUAGUUCCUUCUCCUGUGACUGAAACCCACAACAAACACUAAAACUGACCCCGCUCCUUGGGCUAGCGUCGGGGCUGUGGGUUAUACGAGACUCUUUCCUAGCUGCUCGGUAGAUUUUGAGCUCCAACUGUCUCUCGUCGACAGCUGUUUGAUGGGAACCCAGGAGGGAGAGCGAGAUUGGGUAGAUGUGGCAAAUGAUCUACUCAGCAAGUGUCACAUAAACGUAAGGCUGAGGAAACUGACAGACUGUGAUGCAAAUGUUUUCAUUACUCUGUAUGAAAACAUCUUGGGGGAGAAAGUUCCAGAUUACAUUGCAGCACCAUGCAGUCAAGAAGAUGACAUCCAUAACGUUCAGUCUGUGAUUGAUUCAUUGUCCCUGGAUUACCUUCAGAUCAGUCUCUCGCACAUUACAGGAGAAAAUGUUGUCAGAGGGGACAGAGAGUCUAUCAAGAACCUCCUGGAAAUCUUUGAUGGCCUCCUGGAAUAUCUCAAGGAGGAGAUAAGUGAGGAGUCACAGAAUGGUGAGGAACUGAAUGACAGUCUUAAUGAGGAGGUGCCUGGUGCAGCUAAGGAGCCAACAAGCUGCGAUGCCACUGAGAAGAAGGAUACUAAUCUGGAGGGAGCAUCUGUGUCUUCCAGUGGAGAGUCCACUGUCAGUAAACAUUCCCUCAAUACCUGGAAUUCUGAGGGGAUGGGAUCAACUAAUGAGCUCAUCGGGCUGGGAGUCUCAGCACGCACAUUCACACCCAAACAAGAAGGACUUGCUGUCCCUGCCCAAACAUCAGACAUAGUCCCCACCUCUGGUCCUGUGGACACCCAGGAUGCUCCACUGACUGAGCAGCUGCCUUCAGCCAUCGCCCUGCAGCCACCCAACCAGAGCAACACCCCCCACAAACCCGACAUGGAGCCAAACUCACCCAGCCAGUCCCCUGAAGCUGCAGGCCUCAGCCAGGGAAAAGCAGAGGAGGAAGCCGCUCCUGCAGAGACCUCUAAACCAGCAGCUGAGACCGUUGUUUCCAAUGGACUCCAGUCUCCUCCUCUUAUCCAGUCUCCUGCUGCAAGUGAGACGUCUUUGUCCAUUCAGCACAGAGCUGGGACAGAAGUGGAGGGGGAGACAAUAGAGCCGACUAACGGGGGUCCCAGGAGGGUUUUAUUCCGCACCAAGCCGGAUGUGCUCUUCCUAAACCUGCAGGAUGAAAUGGCGGCCACAACCCCUUCUCCACCAGACACUGAGGAGGAAGACCAAGAUGACGAGGAGGAUCUGCGUUAUACACCAAGACAACCAGAAAGAAGGAUGGAUCACAGAGACAGGACAGGCCUUAGUAGCAGGUUAGAGGAGGGAGAUGUGCAGGAGCCUCUGUCGUAUCGCAGACAGAGGAACAAGCAAGCAGAAGAGGAGCUGCAUCACCUGUCUGAGAACCUCUCUCAUCGACUCGAGGAACUCGAUCAGAUGCUCAAACGAGUUCUGGGUGAAAGUGGGGAGUCCAGUGACGUCAGAGAAGAGGACAAGCAGUCCCACCACAGUGACAGCAUCAUGGAGUGUCGCAGGACACCCAGACAACACACGGUUUCAGGAACAUCUGAUGCUGAACCCACCCAUCAGACACGCUCCUUAUCCCCUUCCCCUCCACGGGUCCCUCAUUCCCAGCAGGGACAGUUAGAAGGUGCUGUGGCAAAGGCCUUGAGUCUGAAUGAUGGGCGACAAACCAACCUUGCAGCUUCCAGUCAUUCACGGCGAAGAGAGUUACACCACAGAACAUCUCACAGAAAACAUAGGAAGUAUCUGGAGAAUAAGGCUUAUGAGGAGGAGCUGAAAAGAUAUGAAGACAAAGAACGGGCAAAUCUAGACAAAGCACGCCUGAAAGCCCAGGAAGCUGAGCGCCAGUACAGAGAGGCCAUACUGAGGGAUGUUUCCGAAGUUUCUAGACUGUCCCCGGCUAGAACGAAGGCCCAGCAUAGGUCACAACGUAACACACAGACCACACCAGCACGGAGACGGCAGGAGGCCUCCAGGAAAGCGUCAUCAAUGAAGGUAAAAGAGAACGAACUCCUCCCUGUGCUCCUGGAGGAGUUACCCCACCUUCACAUCUCCCCCCACACCCUGGGUCGGAUGUGGGAGCAGCAGUUGCAGCAGGUGGACAGACUCCAUGCCGCGUCUUCCUCUCAUGGUCAGCGUCGCAGCAAACUCUCUAUCCAGGUAGAGGAAGCCCAGAGGAAACACGACCUGCUGGUGGAGAUCGUUCGUAAAGAGCAGGACCACAACAGGCGUCUGAGGGACUUCAAAGAGCGCAUCCAGCAGCAGAAGUCGACUCAGAACAGACUGAGGGAACAGAGGCAGCAGAUUGCACGCGCCAAAAAGUACCACAGCGACUACCACGUCCAGCACCGCGCCCGCCUGAUGAGGGCACGCACCAAGGAGGAGAGGAUGUUUCGGCAGCUUUUUGAGGAGGGUUUGGAACUACAGAAAGUGCGGUUGAGAGAGCAGAAAGCCCACGCCAGGGAGCAGCGGCUGGAACAUCAGAGACGACACGAGGACCAGAUCAAGUCCAUGGAGAACUACUACAAAGACCAAUUUUCACUACUAGCUGAAAAACUUGCACAAGAGCGACAGGAGAUCCAGGUUCGCAAAAAAGCUCAAGAAAAGGCCCUGCUGAAGAUGAAGCGAGAGCUGCGUUCCAGGAUGGAGCGUGAGAUCGGUGAACUGCAGAAGAUCAUCAUCCAGAACGACGAGGACGAUUAUUUCCAGGAUCUGGAAGUCCAGAGGCUGCGCAAUCGGGUCCAGGUGGCUUCCUUCCAGUACAACACUAGCUAUCUGAACUGACCAGAGAAACGAGACACAGGGUUAAGCCUCGCUGAAUCAAGGCCUCAUUUACACCAGAGGAACGUGCUGCGGAGGACUUUGUUUCUUUCUUUCACAGCUAACGGUACGACGUUUUGACAGCUGAACGGUACGGUCUUUUUCAGCAUCUUCCUUCAGAUUUGCACAGAAGAGGAAACUCACAUUUUAAGAACUUACAAAAGUCCUGAUGAUUAUUAAUGAACUGAACACACUGACAAAAUGUAGCUAUUAGCUAAGUUAGCUAACUCUUCCUCUUCACCUCAGCUGCUAUACCUGAACUUAACGACACCUUGGACCAAGUCCUCUUCUUCCAUGGGUUUUAGUACUUGAUAACUAAGAAUGUUUCAAAUUGCUCCUUCACUGUGCAGUCUUUAUGUGCUGAUAUUGUAGCAAACAGUUAGUAAAAAUGUUCUUCCUCUUGCCAAAUAGGGACCACAGAUGCAAAGUUAACAAGUUUGAAUGUCCCACAAUGACAGAUUUUUUACUUAAAUUUUUUCCCCAUGUAUAUGUUCGAUGUCUUCCUUUAACGAUUUAACCAUGUCAGUGAAUUAUUUAUUUUUUAACUUUAACGUUGAUUUUUAAUUAUCCUGGUGUUGUGCUGUCUGAUCACCAGGGGGCGAUGAUAAUCAGUCUUUGUGACGACUUCUCCUCAGCUCCAUUGAGAUUGUUUUUAACUCCCAACCACAACUAAACACAUGGUAGUUUAAAACCAAUACAAAGGGUUGCGAUGUAAAAACACCGUCUCCUGAUAUUGUCAUUGUUUCUAAUGAGUACACAAAUGCCCCGUCAUCAUCCUCCAUUAAACGUGUUGCUCACUCA
This is a messenger RNA of Plectropomus leopardus (leopard coralgrouper), 3673 nucleotides long. RefSeq names its product centrosomal protein of 95 kDa-like. NCBI's taxonomy places the organism in Eukaryota, Metazoa, Chordata, Actinopteri, Perciformes, Serranidae. The record is from RefSeq and is a predicted model, not a curated record. Gene Ontology annotation, cellular component: centrosome; spindle pole.